UUCAUCACAUCGAGAAAAAUAAAUUAAGCUUAGAAUGUACAAAUAAAUAAGUGAAUAAUCGCUUUUAUCGGAAUUAAACCAAAAAGUAUUUCCAGUUUUUAUUGAAAAUAAAGUGAUGUCUUAAAAAAGGUCACGAAAAAAUUUUAGAUCUAUAAAUUAACUUUGAAAAAGUAACUCAAUAUGAUAUCGGAUAAGGAAACGUCAAUUGACGUGACCUUGCUCACAGAAACAGUCGUUCCGGCAAUUUUGGGAUUGACUUUAGCUGCAAUACUCGCUGUAGCCGCAUGUUUUUGCGCUCGAAAAAUAAGACGUCAACAGAAAAAAUCAUAUCCAGAAUCACUUCAAUCAAAUACGAUUCCUUUCCAAACGCCACCACGUCCUACAAAAGCUAUAAGAUCUCCAAAUGGCUCACAAACACACUAUUUGAAGAAAUCGCCUUCACCGACGUCUGCAAAGGCUCCAGAAAUCACAUCGUCCACUGCUACUCAGCAAGCACCAAUCAAAUACUCUGAAGAGAAUGAAUUGACCAAAAACACAGCAUUAAAUACCGAAGUCAUUAAAUCUCCGGAUACUGAACAACCUCAUGAUGAGUUUGGAAAAUUGGGAACGUUGGUAUUUAAAUUGCGUUACAUUAAUGAUCGUAAUGCUUUAGUUGUAUCCGUUGUGAGAUGUCGAGGUCUCCCAUCACGAAAUGUCAAUGCAAUGAACACAAGUGUCACAUCGACAGAUUCUAAUAAUGUAGGUCAAUUGCAAAUGAAUGGAAAAAUUCAAACUACAACCGCAGUAGACCCUUAUGUUAAGCUGCAGUUAUUACCAGAAAAACAGCACAAAGUCAAAACAAGGGUUGUAAGAAACACACGAAAUCCAGUUUAUGAUGAGGAUUUUACCUUUUAUGGGCUCACAGCUGAUGAGCUAAAAUCAAUGUCUUUACAUUUUGUUAUACUAAGUUUUGACAGAUAUUCUCGUGACGAUGUAAUCGGUGAGGUAAUAUGUCCAGUAAAUACGAUCGAAUUUCAACAAAUUGAGAAUCAGCAAGUUGCUUACAGUCGCGAAAUCCAGCCAAGAAGUCUGAAGGGAACCGUUAAAGGUAGAGGAGAAAUUUUGGUUUCAUUAUGCUGGCAACCUGCAGCUUGCCGUUUGACGGUUGUUUUAUUGAAAGCUCGAAACCUUCCUCGCAUGGAUGUAACUGGUUUAGCUGAUCCUUAUGUAAAGCUGUAUAUGAUUUACAAUGGUCAACGAAUUGCUAAGAAGAAAACUCAUGUAAAAAAGAGAACUUUAAGUCCAGUGUUUAAUGAGAGCUUUGCAUUUGACAUUCCAUUUAAUGAGGCUGGUGCUGGGCAAACACUUGAAGGUGUUUCUUUAGAACUGAUGUUACUUGACUGGGACCGUGUUACUAAAAAUGAAGUAAUAGGAAGAUUGGAUUUGGGACCUAGUUCAACUGGUUCUGCUUUGAAUCAUUGGAAGGAAGUGUGCAAUUCUCCUCGCAGACAGAUUGCAGAGUGGCAUAAAUUGCGCGAGUAAAUUAACUAUUACUAUUAUUAAUGUAGAAAAUUUC
Chironomus riparius is the source of this 1555-nucleotide messenger RNA. The record is from the annotation of a GenBank genome assembly. Lineage: Eukaryota; Metazoa; Arthropoda; Insecta; Diptera; Chironomidae.